AUGGCGCUGGCGAGCAUGGAGCUGUCAUUGCUGGAGCUGCGGGCGCAGGCGCUGGUUCAGUACCUGCAGGACCUGGGCCUGGUGCUGGUGGCCAAGGUGGGAGGGCCCCUGGGGGGGCUCCUGGCCCUGCCCCGCCUCCUGGAGACCUGCGUAGUCCUGGAGAAGCUGCGCCUCAUCGAGCACCGCCUCAAGUACCAAGUGGGGAAGCUGCUGUGGGCGGCCAUGAUGGGGGCCCCAAGAGCUGAGCACCCCUUGGCCUUCCAUCUGGAGCCCUACAACCUGGACGAGGAACCUGAAGCAGCCCCACUGAAGGUGCCUGGCUUAGGGGCGGGCUCUGCUAUGUCCCGCCCCACAUCAUCCCCAUGCAGUACGAUUCCGUGGCACCAGGCCCUCAGCAGCUCCGUGCUGCGGGAGCUGCGGGACAAGCUCAGUGAUGCCCCCCAGGAGCUGUGGGGCAGCCAGAGGGCAGGUGGCCAGCGGCCCCACAGGGGCGAUGUGGAGAGGACCCGCCUGGAGGAGUCGCUGCUCCUGCACCUGAGCGAGAGCCACCAGGCCCAGGCUGCACAGCAGCGCCAUCAGUGCGUGACGUCAUUGGGGGGUGGAGCCUUGGCCGCCAUCACCCACUUCGGGGCCUCAGCCACCCUCUGGGAGCCACCCAGUUUCCAUUGA
Molecule: messenger RNA, 669 nt
Organism: Pezoporus occidentalis (night parrot)
Lineage: Eukaryota; Metazoa; Chordata; Aves; Psittaciformes; Psittacidae
Gene: NGDN
Product: neuroguidin
Source: RefSeq, a predicted model, not a curated record